AUGACAGUGACUCACUCCUCUAACUACUCACACUUACUCUCCAUCCCCCACUCACCCUUCAUCCCCCACCCACACUCACCCCAUCCCCACCCCACCAACCCCGCACCCCACCCACACCCACCCCACCCCCACCCCCACACCACCGCACCCCCCACCACACCCACCCCACCCCACCACACUCACCCGCAGCCCCCACCAGCAAACCGCCCCACCCACCACACCCGCAGCCCCCACCACCGACCCACCCCCACCCAGCCCACGACCCGAAGCCCCCCCCACACCACCCGCAGCCCCAGCCCACGCCCCGCCAGCCCGACCCCGACCCCACCACACCAGCACCCACCCCACACCACGCACCCCAGCCCCACCCACACCACCCCACCCCCACCAACCCACACACCCACCCCCACACCACACGCACCGCCAGCACCCACGCACACGACCCCCACCCCAGCAACAGCACCGCCGCCCCACGCACACGCACCCGCCAGCCCCACAAACGCACGCAGCCCCAGCACACGAACCCCAGCCCCCACCCACCCGCAGGCACACGCACCGAGCCCACGCACCCGCAGCCCACCACAGCACCCCGAGCCGCACGCACCAGCAGCCCCAGCACCACCACAGCACCAGCCAGCCCCACCGCCACGCACCCCAGCCACACACACACGCACACGCACCGCCAGCCCCACCCACACGACCCCCAGCCCCACGCACCCGCCAGCCCCAACCCACCACCGCCAGCCGCACGCACCCGCAGCCCCCAACCCCACGCACCCCAGCCCCAGCCACACGCACCCGCGAGCGCCACACGCACCCGACAGCCCCCACCCCCGCCAGCGCCCACCACCACGCAGCCGCCAGCCCCCAGCACACGCCCCGCCAGCCCACACGCACCCGCACCCCCACCACCCACCAACCCACACGCACCGCCAGCCCCCACCCCACCCACACCCAGCGCACACGCACCCGCACCCCACCCCCAACCCCCACCCACAGGCAACCGCCAGGGCACACGCACCCGGCACCCCCACCACACACCCGCAGCCACGCACCACACCAGCCCACCCCCACACGCACCCGCCACCCCCACGCACCACCCGCCAGCCCCCACCACACGCCCACCACCCCAACACCCACUCCCACGCACCCCCACCCCCACCCACGCACCCGCCAGCCCCCACCCCACCACCCGCACCACACACACCCGCAGCCACACGCACCCGCAGCGCACACCACCCUCAUGCCCCCACCACACGCACCCGCAGCCGCACGCACCAUCCACCCCCACCCCCACACACACGCACCACCCACACGUCCCCCCCACGCCCCACCCACAACCACCCUGCAACCCCACCCUACACCAACCCCAGACCACCCACACGCACCCCCACCCCCACCCCCACCCACACGCCACGCACACGCACCCCCACCCCCACCCCACCACCCCAGCCAGCCCCCACCCUCCACCCACACCCACCACAUCCACCCCACACCCCACCCACCCACCCAACCCCCACCCACAUCACCCGCGACCACACGCACCCCCAUCGCACACGCACCCUUCAUCCCCCACCACACUCACCCUCUAUCCUCACUCACCAUCCAUCCCCCAUUCACACUCACCCUCUAUCCACACUUACCUUCCAUCCCCCACCCACACUCAUCCUCCAUCUCACACUCACCCUCCAUCCCCACCCAACCACCCUCCAACCCCCACUCACCCUCCAUCCCUCACACCCUCCAUCCCCCACUCACACUCACCCUCCAUCUCCCAUUACCACAUCUCUAACUAACUCUCAUCUUCUCUUCUCUCCCCCCCCACCUCCCGGCAGUCGCAACAUGUCAGGUGAUCAGAAGGAGGACCAGCAGCAGCUCCAGCAGAAUCCUCAGCCCCCUCACGGCCAAAACCCCAAGGACACCAAGCCGCGCUCCCUCCGCUUCACCUGGAGCAUGAAGACCACAUCGUCCAUGGAGCCCCACGACAUGAUGCGCGAGAUCCGCAAGGUGCUGGACGCCAACAACUGCGACUAUGAGCAGCGCGAGCGGUUCCUGCUGCUGUGCGUGCACGGCGACGGCCACGCCGAGAGCCUGGUCCAGUGGGAGAUGGAGGUGUGCAAGCUGCCGCGCCUCUCGCUCAACGGCGUGCGCUUCAAGCGGAUCUCGGGCACGUCCAUCGCCUUCAAGAACAUAGCGUCCAAAAUUGCCAACGAACUGAAGUUGUAG
Messenger RNA from Coregonus sp. 'balchen', 2226 nucleotides. NCBI's taxonomy places the organism in Eukaryota, Metazoa, Chordata, Actinopteri, Salmoniformes, Salmonidae. The record is from the annotation of a GenBank genome assembly.